AUGUCCUCCACCGCAGUUCCCAAGCGUGUUGCGCUCAACCGCAACCUCCCAACAGAUGUCUCCGCUGUGAGCUCUGUCUCGGCGUCGCCUUUCGAUAGCCCGCGCCAAUCCCCCUCCUCGACAUCUUUGUCCUCCAUGGCCUCCGAGCAGGAAGCCUCUAAGAUGCUGGAUACCUACGGCAAUGAGUUCAAGAUCCCCGACUACACCAUCAAGCAGAUUCGUGACGCUAUCCCCGCUCACUGCUUCCACCGCUCCGCGGCUACCAGUCUUUACUACGUCUUCCGGGAUAUGGCCAUUCUUGCCUCGGUCUUCUAUCUCUUCCACAACUAUGUUACCCCCCAGACUGUGCCCUUCUUGCCCGCUCGCGUUGCCCUCUGGACUGUGUACACCAUUGUGCAGGGUCUCGUCGGUACCGGUGUCUGGGUCCUGGCCCACGAGUGUGGUCACCAGGCCUUCUCCCCCUCCAAGACUCUGAACGACACCGUUGGCUGGAUCUGCCACUCUCUUCUGCUGGUCCCUUACUUCUCCUGGAAGAUCUCCCACGGCAAGCACCACAAGGCCACCGGUAAUAUCGCCCGUGACAUGGUGUUUGUCCCCAAGACCCGUGAGCAGUACGCUUCCCGCGUGGGCAAGACCCUGCACGAGCUCGGCGAGCUGUUUGAGGAGACCCCCAUUCUCACUGCUGGUCACCUCGUGGCCCAGCAGCUUUUCGGCUGGCCCAUGUACCUCCUUAACAACGUCACCGGCCACAACAACCAUGCCAGCCAGCCCGAGGGUCGCGGCAAGGGCAAGGCCAACGGCUGGGGCGGUGGUGUCAACCACUUCAACCCCUCCAGCCCUCUGUACGAGGCCAAGGACGCCAAGUUGAUCGCUCUCUCCGACCUUGGUCUCCUCCUUACCGGUAGCGCUCUAUACUACAUUGGCUCCAACUUCGGCUGGGUCAACCUGCUGGUCUGGUACGGUCUCCCCUACCUGUGGUCGCCAUCACCUUCCUCCAGCACACUGAUCCCACUCUCCCCCCACUACGAGCCCGAGGUGUGGACCUUCGCCCGUGGUGCUGCCGCAACCAUUGACCGUGACUUCGGUUUCGUCGGCCGUCACAUCUUCCACGGCAUCAUCGAGACUCACGUCCUGCACCACUACGUCAGCAACAUCCCCUUCUACAACGCCGACGAGGCCUCCGACGCCAUCAAGGCCGUCAUGGGCGACCACUACCGCACUGAGGCCCACACCGGCUGGACUGGUUUCUUCAAGGCUAUGUGGACCUCCGCCCGUGUCUGCCAUUGGGUUGAGCCUACCGAGGGUGCUACUGGCGAGAGCUCGCACGUUCUCUUCUACCGCAACACUAACGGCGUUGGAGUUCCUCCUUCUAAGAUGGCCGGCAAGGCCCAAUAG
Messenger RNA from Penicillium brevicompactum, 1395 nucleotides. Its product is annotated as oleate delta-12 desaturase odeA. The transcript has 2 exons. The record is from RefSeq and is a predicted model, not a curated record. Gene Ontology annotation, molecular function: oxidoreductase activity. NCBI's taxonomy places the organism in Eukaryota, Fungi, Ascomycota, Eurotiomycetes, Eurotiales, Aspergillaceae. Bases 1 to 1395 code for a protein of 464 amino acids. Gene Ontology annotation, biological process: lipid metabolic process.